Molecule: messenger RNA, 252 nt
Organism: Cercopithifilaria johnstoni
Lineage: Eukaryota; Metazoa; Nematoda; Chromadorea; Rhabditida; Onchocercidae
Source: the annotation of a GenBank genome assembly
AUGACGAAAGCGAUAUGUUUACUGAUGAUUACGUGGAGCAUGAUAGUGCUAGCUUAUCGUACUGAAUCCCAAUAUAUUUCACGUCGAGGAAAUUACGGUUAUAGUAGAGAUGAUUUGUACAUGCGAAAUUUCGGAGUAAUCAAUUCGGACAGCAGAAGGAUACGGUUUGACAGUCCUCGUGAAUUACCCAAGCGAUAUUUUGAUGCAUUAGUCGGCCAGUCAUUGGGUAAACGAUCAACAGCGAUACUAUAG